CGGUGGGAGGGCAGGGUGAUCCCCAAGUUUUCCUCCAGAAAUUCCGCGAUCUAUACAACCAGUUUACUCGAAAAUCAUCAAGACAAAUUCUUGCAAAAUACCUAAAGGACUUGGUCUGAUCUUUAAGGAUAUCUGGCGAAUCGGAGAACUCAAAACAGAGGAGCACCACACUACCAGUGAGUAGUGAACCAUGCUGGUAGGAGUUGGGUGAUCUGUGUGGUUAUUAUUCCUGUCACCAUGCCUGGACAGGAGAAGAAGGGAAAGAACCUGGAGUCAAAACAGGAGUCGAAAGAAUUAGCCAGACUCCUUGGGCUUCUCAAUACACCUGCCAGUAAACAACAGCUUCCGUCCAUAGACGUCAGCGCCCCCUCCAAGUCCAGCCGGUAUGGACAGUUACGAGGCACGGGGAAGAUCAAGUGGCCGCCCUCGCAGCCCUCCUGCCAGGAGCAGUCCACAGAGGCACUGGCUCUGGAGAAGUUCAGUAAGAGAUACCAGAAUGACCGCGUGUUCAGUAAACACCCCAUGCAGGGGUACUUCUCACAGAUCUUCACAGCACUCAUCAAGCACAGGCUCUGCUGUCCAGAGUGGACGGAGCGUGCCCCACCAGAGAACAUCCUUCGAGUGGUGACCUGUCUCAGGAUGCUGAUGAGAGACCCCACAUAUCAGAAAAUGUUCUUUGAUUUAGAUGGAGUCAAGUUGCUGGCCGAACGCCUAGAGGCAGCCACUCACAGUUACUUGACGUUUGGAGAGGGACCGUAUGUUGUCGAUAUUCUGAAAGAGAUGACAAAUAUCUUCCAGAAGUUGUCAGUACAAGAGAAACAAAAGGACUGGUUGGUGGCCUGUCAGGCUCAUAAGUCCCUGGUGUUGUUGCUGUCAGCCAAUGAUGUCAUAGUACUCCACUGUUCCCUCUAUGCCCUCAUCAGCCUCGCACAAAGCCCUGAACCCAGAGCUGUGAUAGCAGAACUCCACUGUGUGGAAACCUUACUGAGAAUUCUGCAGGAGUACGACAACAUGUCCAAGAAUCUUGCAGCGAGACUGUUGCGGUCCCUCUGUGGUGAUAGCCAGGCCAGGGAACAAGUUAAGAUAUAUGAUGGUGUACCGGUACUUCUCAGCUUGUUGCAUUAUGACAGUUUGAACCUAUUGUGGAAUGUGGUGUGGAUCCUGGUACAGUUGUGUGAAGACCCAGACAUGACAAAUGAUAUCAGACUGAUGGGAGGGAUACCACUGCUACUGUCACUCCUACAUGAUCGUAAGUUUGAAACAGACAGGACGGUCCUGACGCAGCUGUCCAGCUCCGCAGGUGCAACACCUGGACAUGGCGGCUUCCAGGUGACCUUCCAAGGGGACGAGUCCGAGGUCAAUGUCAGUGAAAAGGACAAACUGUCGUUAAAAGCAGUUGUCUGCACAGCGCUCACAGAGCUGGUGUUGAACGACACCAACGCGUACCAGAUCGUACAAACUAACGGGGUGUACCUGAUCGGACUUCUCAUCAUGCCGCCAGAAAUAGGAAACCCCGAAAACUACAUUGACCUCCAGAGAACAGCCUUUCGCACACUCAGAUUUCUAUUCAGUAUGGAGCGGAACAGACAGCUUUUCAAAAGGCUGUUUCCUCCUGAUCUGUUUGAGAUGUUUAUUGACAUUGGCCACUACAUACGGGACAUAAACGCCUACAAACAAGUGGUGGACAAACUAAACAGUCUACCAAAAGACCAGAUUGAAGUGAUUCAACAGAGAAUAUUUGACACCAACCAGAAUAAAGAGCCCAACACCUUCAUCAGUACCUACGCUGUGUACGAGCUGCUAGGGUCUGGGGCUUUUGGAAAUGUGUACAAGGUAAAGAAAAAAGACUCCUCAGGGACCUUUCUUGCACUCAAAGAGAUCAACGUUCACAACCCUGCACUGGGAAAGACAGCUAAGGAGAAGGACAAGAGUAUUGGUGACAUUGUUGCAGAAAUCAACAUUAUCCGAGAACAACUCAGACAUCCUAACAUCGUCAGAUACUACAAGACUUUCACAGAGAAUGAUAGACUGUACAUCCUGAUGGAUCUGAUAGAGGGCGCUCCUUUGGGGGAACACUUCAACUCCCUGAAGGAGAAGGGGGAGAGGUUCCCAGAGGACAGGAUAUGGAAUAUCUUCUUACAGAUUGUGCUGGCUUUGAGAUACUUGCACAAGGAGAGAAAGAUCGUCCACAGAGACCUCAAACCUGACAACAUCAUGUUAGGGGAAAACGACAAAGUUACCAUAACUGACUUUGGACUUGCCCGCCAAAAGAGCAGAGAGGAGAGCAAGAUGACUUCAGUUGUAGGAACCAUUCUCUACUCAUGUCCAGAGAUAGUGAAGAGUGAGCCGUACACAGAGAAAGCAGACGUGUGGGCGUCAGGCUGUAUCCUGUAUCAGAUGUGUGCUCUCCAGCCUCCAUUCUACAGCUCCAACAUGCUGUCCCUGGCUACCAAGAUAGUGAAUGCUGAAUACGAACCACUUCCCGAGGAUCUGUACUCACAACAGAUUACAGGUGUUAUAGGCAGCUGUUUGACAUCGGAACCCGAGGAUCGGCCAGACAUCGUACAGGUGGCAGCCCUGAUCUCAGACAAGCUGCUGGUGUACAUGGACCAGCUCAGGAUACACCAGGUCAACAUGGAGAAGAAACUAGAGAGAGAGAGAAAGAGAACACAGAGACAUUUUGUGGAGGCGAACCGGAACAUGCAGAACUACCACCGGCUGUUCCUGGCAUCGCAGGAGCGCUACGACAAGCUGGUCAGUCUGCAGAGCAGCGGGGGGGCGUCCAGCUUCAAGGGGGGCGGGGACAGCGGGAGCGACCUCAGCGACAGCGUGUUCGCGGUGGCGGCGGCUUAUGCCGAGGCCAACAAGAAGGGGGAGAACGGGAGCACAACUCUGGCUGACAGUGAAAAAGACGUGUCCAGUUCAUCAGGUUCUGAUAAUGAGAGCGACUCUGGCACAGCGCCCAAAUCUACGAAGGCCGGUAAGAAGAAAGACUUGAAUUCCUCAGGGUCCUUACAGCUUCCUCAGGCAUCUCCGGGGAAGAAGUUGUCCAAACCCACCCCGCCCACCUCCCCAAGGGUUCCACAUGGGGCCAGGAGGGCCCUACAACUGGAUGGAGCUGACAAGUCAACAUUUAGGAGCAGAUCCAACUCCACGGAGAAGUCUACAACAUCUGGUACAACAGACAAGUCCAGCACUAGCUCUCCUCCACGUGAGAGCACGGACAGAGUUCUGCUUCAACACCAGACUUCAACAUCUUCCACCAGCAGUGAUGGCAAUGGAGAACGUAGGACACAAAGUUCUACCUUGGAGCUGAUGAGAAGAAGACUGUCUUCCAACAAAGGGAGGCCAAACUCAGCGUCAGCGGGUGCGGCCAUGUUGACCAUCUCCCCUCGGAAAGUGCGACAGAUCAAAGACCCGAUCCAGGAGAUGUUACACCAGCUGCACAAGAUUAUCUACAUCUCACAGCUGCCCCCCACCCUUACCCACAAUCCUCGGCGCCGUGUGGUGGAGAAGUUCAUGCGGGCUCUCUUCUCACCUCAGAGCAGCUCCUUCAACCUCAAGAGUGAACUCAAGAAGUUGCUGACUGGAUCCAGAGACCUGAUCGACCUGAACUUUGCACCAUGGACGGCCAGACAGGCUACGGCUGAGGAGGCUGCCAUAGCUGCUGCUGCUGAUAGACCCGCGUUUACCAGUGUUAACAGUGUGGAGGAGGGGAACAUCAGCGAUUUCGGAAUCACGUACGAACAGAUGCAGAACAUCAUUGAGAGCGUGCUGACCGAGAGUGGGUACUACGAUGUUUCCCCGGCAACAAGUAUUCCUAGAAAUCGGAUGCAGCCCCUGGGACCCAUAGAGAGGAACAGAUCCUCAUCCACAUCGUCUUAAAGGAGAUAGACACAGAAGACUUCUCCACUUCUUUGUGAAACUGAUAUUUCUUCAAUGGUGAAACCAUGUAAAAAGUCUCGUGUGUUUUCUGUGAUUCACAUAACGUUACGUGUUUAAAGGGUUUUUACGUACUGUGUGCUGUGCACGGAUUGUACAUAUUUGAAAAUGUAUAAACUUUAAGGUAUAGGACUUCUCAUUGCUGUGUAUAAGUCUUACGUUUUUGAUGGUUGCUGUGAAUGAGCAAAUCCUAAUGUUUGACAGUCAUACUGUAUGUACAUUGUAACAUACUGAAAAGUGUACUAGUGUACUACCGGUACAACACAAACCGUCCUGCAUUGGUAAAGAAUAAACAAAUUGUACAUGUAACCAUUAUGUUUUCAGUGUAGUUUGUUUUUGGAAUAAACUACAUAGUCUGAAUAGCUUUUGAAAAUGACUAUAAAGUUGUUGAGAAGUUAUACAACACAAUCACACACACACAUGCUCACAAACAUACAUUGUACAGACACACACACACACACACAGAUAGAUACUAUUAACUUUAACAUGAUUGUAUAUACAUUAUAAAAUGCCAUGUAUAUGUGUCUAUUGUACAAAUAUCUUUUAAAGUUUUCAAGUGAACUUAGGAAGAAAAAUGAAUUGAUUUAAAAAGUAAUGGAAACUUACAUUCCAUUCCAUGGCUAGUAACAUUGUUACAUCCAUUUCGGUAAACAAAACAAAGUGCCUGAUGUCGAUCAAAUUAUUACAAAAAUCUAUACGGUCUUGAAAUUAGGCAAUAAGGCAUUAAAUCAUUCAAAUGCUAUGGAGAAAAGUGAAAAGUAUCUUAAUCCAUAUGUUUGGACAUUUUGUACUUAAUUGAAAUGAAAGUGUUCAGAAAUGGUUGAGUCACAACAUCAUGCAUAUGCUGUUUCGAAAAUAAUAUCAGAUAUACAACUUCUCAGUUGACCAUGGGAUGCUCACGCCUAGAGUAAGCUUUUAGUUUUAAAGUAGAAUUUUAGCCUAUACCUGGGUACCUGUAUAGCAGUAUUUCGUUAUGGCACAUUUCCUAUUUUUGUGUAGAACUUUUAUUUUGAACGUUGUUUGGUAUUUCCUACCAUAUUUGUACGAUAUUUUAAUGUAAAAAAUGUGUGUAUAUUUUUUCCUGUGGUGGAGUAGCCAUGUGAGCAACAUUCAGUGUUUUGAUUUGUAAAUCACAAGGAAAUGGGUGUGGGUUUCUUCAAUGCACUGGUGGUAAUAUUUGCUUUGGAUUUGGCAAGCAUAUAAGAUGGUUCUAGUUAAUCAAUUGUGUUACGCAAUUUUGUUAAACAUGUAUGUGGUCAUUUGCAUAUCAGUAUUAUUGGGAGAAUGAAAUUUUGUGAGUAAAAAAAAGUGAGUAAGGGGAAAUAUGGCAUACAGAAUACAAUAUAUAAAAGUUGUAUUCUCUUACAUGAUAUUAUACAUUUUUAAAAAUUGGGGGAUAUGUCCUUACAGUAUGAGUGAAUGUAGAAGUCUAAUUUGAAUGAACAACUGUGAUUGCAAAUUACACGGUUGCAUUUUGAAAAGAUUUGACUACAUUGUACUUGAUAUUCCAUUUGUGUAUAUACAUUUGUAGUAGGUGAUAGUAAUAUUGUUGCAUACUUAUAUUUGAUGUGUCCGGUUGUUGAAAUUCAUUUUGUGAUUGCACACCUCGAUGCAAUUUCUUCUGUUUUUAUUAAUGAUGAAGUUCAACAUGAAAUUCAUCACUAUGUGUAUUAAUGGUAAUAUGUAUACUAUGUUACCAAACACACAAGUGCUUCUUGUUGUUAAUAUUUUGAUGAAUCCGUCCAUAUCUUUGUUUCUCACAAUACACAAUGUAACAUUAAAUGCCUCCUCUUGAUGGCAAAGUGAUAA
This is a messenger RNA of Branchiostoma floridae (Florida lancelet), 5751 nucleotides long. Its product is annotated as serine/threonine-protein kinase Nek10-like. Gene Ontology annotation, molecular function: protein serine/threonine kinase activity; ATP binding; protein binding. The coding region runs from base 238 to 3885 and encodes 1215 amino acids. Lineage: Eukaryota; Metazoa; Chordata; Leptocardii; Amphioxiformes; Branchiostomatidae. The transcript is spliced from 36 exons. Gene Ontology annotation, biological process: protein phosphorylation. The record is from RefSeq and is a predicted model, not a curated record.